AUGCAAACAGGACAUAUUAUACCCGGGUACGACCCUCGAUAUUUGACAUCAUAUUCUGAUAAUAAUGCUUCAUACUUCGCAGGGCCUAUGCAUAUGGAGCCUAAUCCAAUGGCGGCGCAUGCAUUUGGUAGCGAUUAUCAGAAUCGCAGUUUAAUGGGAGCUGAAAGGGUUGAAAAUAAACACUACGUGCCACAAAGGAUUCCCAACGUACAACCGCCUGAACCGUUCAAUGAUUUUCCGAAACCCACACAAAAGAAUGCGAUUGAAAAUCUACAGGUUAUUCAGAAGAAACAUGAAAUGCCUCCAAAGAAACAAGUGGAAACUGAUUUAUUGAAGAGCGAAGUACAGAACGAAGUUAAACCUCGCGCGGAGAAACUAAAAGAACUGUACAAAACUGGUACGAGAGUAUUUUGUGGAUCAGUAGAAAAUGUAUUGAAGUGGCACAAGAUGAUACAAGAUAUUGGCAUUAUGGUGUUUUAUGACAUUGUCGGAAAAUGUGUAAGCGUAAGAGCAGGCGAAUCUUGCGCUAAGAACUUAGUAGUGAGAGAUGAAAACGGACCCGCCAUACAAGUUGUGUACUAUGAAAUUGACUAUCUGUUACCGGAGUUGCAGAUACCGUGCACUGUAAGGGUGUUAGGUCGUAUGCAACAAGGCACGAGCAGGCUCCACGCGUACAGCGUGCGCGCCGCUGCCGGCGACGACGUGGCGACGUUGCCGCGCCGCGCCGCCGUCGCGGCGCACCACGUUGCCAAACUUACCAAGGAGUAUUCCGUA
Messenger RNA from Brenthis ino (lesser marbled fritillary), 774 nucleotides. The record is from the annotation of a GenBank genome assembly. Lineage: Eukaryota; Metazoa; Arthropoda; Insecta; Lepidoptera; Nymphalidae.